AUGCAGAUUUUGAUAUUUUUUGCCGUGAUCCAGGUGACUCUGACGGCUAAAAUUCUGAUGACGUUUUCUCCGGCGACAAGUCACUGUCUGGAAAUGGUCGCCAUUGGCAACGACCUUGUCAAGAGAGGUCACAGCGUGUCAGCCUACGUUGCCACAUUCUUCGACACAAAAUUGUGUUUUCAGAAUUCGAACAUACGAAUUAUAACCUAUGAUGUGAGUGAGACAAACAAGGCUGUUUUCCAGACAGCCAAAAGUACCAUAGAGAGAAACAUUGUGACGAGAGAGAAGAGUAUUUCUCAGAUUCUUCUGUACGCAAACGUCAUGAUCAACACCCUCUGUGAUAGUCAACUCUCAAACCGGAAUCAACUGGAUACGUUGAAAGAGACCGGAUAUGACAUCGUGAUGACGGAGGGUCUCCCAUUCGCUCAGUGCUACUACCUUGUUCCUUUCUACUUGGACGUCCCCACUGUGUCUGUUGGUAGUCUUUUUCUUGGUGUUGACAGCGGAGAGGUUUUCCAGCCAUACACCUACCCUCAUCCAAUUGGCUCGUACACCAACGAAAUGACGACUUUACAAAGAAUAUUGAACAGCUUCCACUAUAUUCUUCUAACUGUCAUGCUGCAAAUCUUUAAGCCUCCGUUUGACCUUACUAAAUAUGGCGAACCGUUCACGAACGUUGUCCCGGAGACGCUGAUCCGAGAAUCGUCUUUGUAUCUCGAGAAUUCUGACUUUAUUUUUGAUUAUCCGAAAGCUACCUUCCCCAACUUCGUCCAGAUAGGGGGGUUGACAGCUCGCCCACCAGCACUUCUACCUAAUGAUUUGAAGACAUACCUCGACAACUCGAAGACUGGAGUCAUUCUGGUUUCGUUUGGAAGUGUGCUGAAUCUUGAAUCUUCAGUGUUCAUCCAAGGAAUAAUAUAUGCUUUGAAUCAUCUUCCCUAUGACGUGAUAUUCAAACUUGAUAGAAACUCGCAAGAAGGUAAUAUCAAAAUUGUAGACUGGAUGCCACAAAAUGAUGUUCUUGCUCAUCCAAACAUUCGACUGUUUGUGUCUCACUGUGGUAAAAAUGGAUUUUUCGAAUCCUUAUACCAUUCGGUUCCCAUCAUAUGCACACCUUUGAACGCAGACGCCUUCCAAACAGCCAUUAAAGUCAACCACCACAGAAUCGGGACAACUAUGGACAUUCUAACUGCCACAUCAGAGGAAAUGGUUCAAACCUUAAAAUCCGUGUUGAACGACUCGUCCAUUUCUUCCAAUAUGCGGCGGAUGUCUCAGCUCUUCAGGGACAGACCGGAAACAGGGGCGGAGAGAGGGGCGAGCGCCAUAGAACAUGUGAUGAAAUAUGGAGGCAGACAUCUCAAGCCGCCCACCAACAGACUGAACUAUUUUCAGUACACACUGGGUGAACUCUGGUUUGUGAUUUUCAGUUUCACCUUGCUGGUAAUCUAUGGAGUGUUGGCGUUGUUUAGAUGCAUCUGCUGUAGAAAGUCUUCUGUGUCCGUUUCAUUUUCAAAAAAAUCCAACUGAAUCUCAGUAACCGUUGAAUGAACCGUUGAAUGGAGACGCAUUUCAAAUAGCCAUUAAAGUAAAACACCACAGAAUCGGAACAACUAUGGACAUUCUAACUUCCACUACAGAGGAAAUGGUUCAAACCUUAAAAUCUGUGUUGAACGACUCAUCCAUUUCUUCCAAUAUGCGGCGGAUGUCUCAGCUCUUCAGGGACAUACCGGAAACAGGGGCGGAGAGAGGGGCGAGCGCCGUAGAGCACGUGAUCAAAUAUGGGGACAGACAUCUCAAACCGCCCACCAACACACUGAACUAUUGUCAGUACACACUGGGUGAACUCUGGUUUGUGAUUUUCAGUUUCACCUUGCUGGUAAUCUUCGGAGUGGUGGCGUUGUUUAGAUGCAUCUGCUGUAGAAAGUCUUCUGUGUCUGUGUCAGUUACCAAAAAAUCUAACUGAAUCUCAGUAACCAUAA
This is a messenger RNA of Gigantopelta aegis, 1979 nucleotides long. Its product is annotated as UDP-glucuronosyltransferase 2B15-like. Gene Ontology annotation, molecular function: UDP-glycosyltransferase activity. The record is from RefSeq and is a predicted model, not a curated record. Lineage: Eukaryota; Metazoa; Mollusca; Gastropoda; Neomphalida; Peltospiridae. Bases 1 to 1527 code for a protein of 508 amino acids. The transcript has a single exon.